AGAAACAUCAAGUCCGCCUGGGCUGCUACCGGCUUAUUUCCAUUCAACCCUAAAAGAGUACUAAAGGAUUUUCCGGUGCCUCCGUCUAACACUACUAGUCUCGGUAUUGAAAAGGCAAUAGGGACUUCUCUCCAAGAUAAAGCACCACCUACACCAACAACUCCUGUAACUCCUGUGACACCUGUAACGGUGCAGGGUUUAGCGUCCUUGCAAGAUCUCAUCAAACGGGAUGCCCAAGCACUUGAUCUCACGAACCAAAUUCGCCUUCAGAGGCACGUACGCAAACUGGCCAGUGCCGCCCAAAUGUCUUUCGCGGAACGAGCCCUCCUCCAAGACCAGAACCGAUUCCUCUUCAACGUGAGCAAUAAAGCCAGAGCUCGUCGUUCGACCAGGUCUCUAGUAUUGGGGAAGGCGAAGGUGAUAAGCUAUCAGGAUCUUGAGGACGCGCGUGCGAAGCGUGCUGCUAAAGAGCAAGCUGCCACGAAUAAAGGCACUCGUGGCCGCAAACGCAAGAGUCUUGUGCUAGACCCGAGUGCAGACUUUUUGGAGCCAGAUGGUGAAACUAUGCAAGUUUGUGAAGAGCUUGAAGUAGAGGAGGCCCCAAUCGUGCAAUGGAGGGCUCCUGUAGCGCGAAUGUAUUAA
Zymoseptoria tritici IPO323 is the source of this 642-nucleotide messenger RNA. RefSeq lists its product as uncharacterized. NCBI's taxonomy places the organism in Eukaryota, Fungi, Ascomycota, Dothideomycetes, Mycosphaerellales, Mycosphaerellaceae. The record is from RefSeq and is a predicted model, not a curated record. The annotation marks the transcript as partial. The transcript has a single exon.